AUGGACCACAGGGACAUGCCAGGUGAAAUCAGGAGCUCCAUCGCAUGGGGGCCCAUUGCCCACACGCCCUCCUGGGAGAACCAGGCAAUAGGGCUCAGCUCCGCAGUCCCCGAGAGCGCCGUGACCAUGAGGAUAGGGCUGGCAGAGGGGCAGAGCUGCCUGCAGUGCGCCAGCGCCGAGGGGGGCCGCAGCCAGCGCAUCGUGUACUCCUGCCAGCUCUGCCCCUUCGCCUCCCACUACUCCAGCCACCUCAAGCGCCACAUGAAGACACACAAUGGGGAGAAGCCCUUUGCGUGCCCGCAGUGUGCCUACGCCUCUGCCCAGCUGGUGAACCUGACCCGACACCUGCGCACGCACACGGGGGAGAAGCCCUACCGCUGCACGUGCUGCAGCUUCGCCUGCAGCAGCCUGGGCAACCUCAAACGCCACGAACGGGUCCAUAGCCAGGACAAGCCCUUCCAGUGCGCCGCCUGCGACUAUCGCUGCAACCAGAGCCGCAACCUGAAGGCCAACCUCAAGCGUCACGGGCGCAUCCACUCGGGCGACAAGCCCUUCCAGUGCAGCCUCUGCAGCUACAGCUGCAACCAGAGCAUGAACCUGAAGCGGCACAUGCUGCGGCACACGGGCGAGAAGCCCUUCCAGUGCCGGGACUGCCCCUACACCACUGGCCACUGGGACAACUACAAGCGCCACCAGAAGAUCCACGGCCACACGGCUGAGAGCUGGGUAAACCCACGCAAUGCCAAAGCCCUCCUGGCCCCCCCAGCCGUGGGCACGGCCCUGCCCUGAGACAGCACUUAGCCCGGCUGCGGGGGCUUGGC
Egretta garzetta (little egret) is the source of this 821-nucleotide messenger RNA. It is a transcript of the gene ZNF513, whose product is annotated as zinc finger protein 513. Gene Ontology annotation, molecular function: RNA polymerase II cis-regulatory region sequence-specific DNA binding; DNA-binding transcription factor activity, RNA polymerase II-specific. The record is from RefSeq and is a predicted model, not a curated record. NCBI's taxonomy places the organism in Eukaryota, Metazoa, Chordata, Aves, Pelecaniformes, Ardeidae. The coding region runs from base 1 to 789 and encodes 262 amino acids. The transcript is spliced from 3 exons. Gene Ontology annotation, biological process: regulation of DNA-templated transcription.